CGGUGAAGGCGUGUGUGCUGUCACGUGUCGGAGGAUGGUGAUUGACAGCGGCGUUCACCGUUCACGGUAGAGAGGGCAGGUUUUAACGGACCUACUGUCACAUAUUGAAUGAUGCGUGAAUUACUAGUGUAAUUAAACCGGACAGCGGUGUCAGCAAAUGUGUCAGAAUUACAUGUCACCGCAGUUUCGCCGGUUGUAGCUGACCGUUGAUGGACGCUGCAUCGGAAUGAUGUUAGCUGCGGCAGCUAAAGGACGGUUAGCUUCAGUCUAACCAUUAAGGCAUGCUGCUGUGGUGAUUUCGGGAACAGAAUUGGCUCGUCAGCUCCACAGAGAAAUCCAGCGUGAUGUUGAAGAGCUGGUAGCUCAGGGUAACAUGAGACCCCACCUAGGAGUGGUCCUAGUGGGGGACGACCCAGCCAGCCGUACCUAUGUAAAGAACAAGACCCGGGCAGCCAGCAUCCUGGGUAUUUCCAGUGACACAGUGGUGCGACCAAGCUCAGUGUCCCAGGAGGAGCUGCUGGAGCUGAUUGACAAGAUGAACCGUGACUGGAGGGUCAGUGGCCUCUUGGUGCAGCUGCCACUUCCAGAACAUAUCAAUGAGCGAGCAGUAUGUAAUGCCAUCGCUCCAGAGAAGGAUGUAGAUGGCUUCCAUAUUGUGAAUAUCGGGAAGCUGUGCCUGGACCAGAGAUCAAUGGUUCCUGCCACACCUGCAGCUGUCUGGGAGAUUAUCAAAAGAGCAGGUAUAGAGACUGUGGGAAAGAAUGUUCUGGUCGCUGGUCGCUCCAAGAAUGUUGGAAUGCCCAUUGCAAUGUUGCUGCACACUGAUCGCAACCAUGAACGACCUGGGGGUGAUGCCACAGUGACCAUCGCUCACAGAUGCACACCGAGGGAGCGGCUGAAAGAACUAACCAGCCUGGCUGACAUCAUUAUUGCAGCUGCAGGUGUUCCCAAGCUGAUCACAGCAGAUAUGAUCAAAGAGGGAGCAGCAGUCAUUGACGUGGGCAUAAAUCGGAUCCAAGACCCAAACACGGGCAAACUCCGGCUCAUCGGUGAUGUGGACUUUGAGGGAGUGAAGGAGAAAGCAGGUUUCAUCACACCUGUUCCUGGAGGUGUGGGUCCGAUGACAGUUGCUAUGCUGAUGAAGAACACUGUGACUGCUGCCAGAAAUGCACUGAUGCAUUAAACACAGAACCAGUAUAAAGCCAUUCGUUUAAAUGAAUGCCAUACGGUACAAACAGUAUAUAAACACACACACACACACACAGAUGCAUACGUUUACUUACGUACACAUCACAAACACACCUUUUGCCAAACAUCCAACACACUUUUAUUUAAACAUCCAUGAGCUCAAGACUCCAUACCUGCUGGAAAACCUACUUGAUAUGUACUGUGUUUAUAUUGUUUAUUUAUUUAAGUUAUUUCAGAUUUCACUUUUUAAGAAUUUAGAUUGCUAUUUUUUCUACUGAAGUCAGUUUGGUUCAUUUUGAGCAUUCCAGAUUCACUGGAAAAUUAACAAUAAUGAUGAAAUGAAAUGAAAAGAAAUGGCUCUGCACCAAUACUA
This is a messenger RNA of Amphiprion ocellaris (clown anemonefish), 1561 nucleotides long. RefSeq names its product methylenetetrahydrofolate dehydrogenase (NADP+ dependent) 2 like (gene mthfd2l). Gene Ontology annotation, molecular function: methylenetetrahydrofolate dehydrogenase (NADP+) activity; methenyltetrahydrofolate cyclohydrolase activity; methylenetetrahydrofolate dehydrogenase (NAD+) activity. Lineage: Eukaryota; Metazoa; Chordata; Actinopteri; Pomacentridae. Gene Ontology annotation, biological process: tetrahydrofolate interconversion. The coding region runs from base 374 to 1183 and encodes 269 amino acids. The transcript has 8 exons. The record is from RefSeq and is a predicted model, not a curated record. Gene Ontology annotation, cellular component: mitochondrion.